Cryptosporidium ubiquitum is the source of this 906-nucleotide messenger RNA. RefSeq names its product DHHC-type zinc finger domain-containing protein. Gene Ontology annotation, molecular function: protein-cysteine S-palmitoyltransferase activity. Gene Ontology annotation, biological process: protein targeting to membrane; peptidyl-L-cysteine S-palmitoylation. Gene Ontology annotation, cellular component: Golgi apparatus; endoplasmic reticulum. The record is from RefSeq and is a predicted model, not a curated record. NCBI's taxonomy places the organism in Eukaryota, Apicomplexa, Conoidasida, Eucoccidiorida, Cryptosporidiidae. The coding region runs from base 1 to 906 and encodes 301 amino acids. The transcript has a single exon.
AUGAAUCAAGAAAUCAUUAAACCGAUUCUUAGACAAUCACCUUUACUAUUAACAUUUAUCACUAUAAUCUCAAUUAAUUGUUUCUCAAUUUUUAAUUUUCUAACAUAUCUCCGAAUUGAACAGUCAAAUAUAAUUUACUAUCUUGGGAGUAUAGCUUUGGCUUGGUACACUAUUUUGAGCCUUCUUAUAAUAUAUUCACUUGCCUUUCUUGCUAUAGUGGAUCCAGGUUCUUUGGAAUCACUUCAAUGUGACACUAAUGUACCAAAUUGGUUCAAAUCUACAAUAAGGCACUGUAAUAAAUGCACAGAAAAAAAAUGGAAGCCUCCAAGAGCUCAUCACUGCACAACCUGCAAUAUCUGCAUUUUUAAAAUGGAUCAUCAUUGCAUAAUUGUAAACAAUUGUAUUGGAUAUUCAAAUCAAAAGGUUUAUAUUCUUUUCCUAUUUUAUUUAGUUUGUUCAACUUCUUUAAUAGUUAUUUUGUCAUCUUUCCUUCUUUAUAAGUUGAUUACUUUUUCGUUAGAGAGUGGGAUUAAUCAAAUGAAACAUCAACUAGUCAUCAGUUUAAUAAUUAACAUUAUAAUUUUAUUAACUGCGAUGAUAUUUUUAUUGGAUCAAAUAGACUAUAUUUUCUCAAAUUCAACACUUGUUGAAUUGAUAUCAAAUAAAUGUGGGAAAAAGAUAGACCUUGUCAAUAAUUUUAAAAUGAUAUUUGGGGAGAACAAGUAUCUAUGGUUACUACCUUCAAGGAACGUAAUGAAGCCUAACUUUAACGAAGAACUAUAUGAAAUAAUAGAUUAUCCAAACUAUAGGCAUUUUUCUGAAACUAGAUUAGCGGAUAACAAUGAACAAUUAAAAUCUUUCAGUGAGUUUUCAAUCAUAAAUAAAAAAAUAUUGAAGAUUGAAUAA